AUGUCGACUCAGAAAUAUACAGACAUCAUCGUCGACAUCAAAGAUGGCAUCGGAACGAUCAAGUUCAACAGGCCAAAAGCGCUGAACUCGUUCUCCAGCAGUCUGAUGUCCGACACCGUCGAUGCUUUACGAAUGCUUGAUGAUCACCCGGAUACGGUGUUUACUGUCAUUACAGGCGAGGGGCGAUUCUUUUGCUCGGGGGCUGAUGUGUCGAACGUCUCCGCCCGCAAAAUGGACUUCAAGCACGACGGCGAGAAGAAACUCUACUGGGCCUCCGAGUUCGCCUACGCCGCCGAAGUCAUCCGCUCCAUCAUCGAGCACAAAAAAGUCGUCGUGCUCGCCAUGAACGGCCCGGGCGUCGGCGCGGGAGCAUCCUGGUUCCAAGGCUCCUCGGACAUCUUCUACAUGGCCGACUCCGCCUGGCUGCAAGUCACCUUCUCCCAGCUCGGGCUUAUUCCCGAGAACGGCAGCGCGGUCAACUGGGCGCACAGCAUCGGCGUGCAUCGCGCCAACGACUGGUUGAUGUUUGGUGGGAAAGCGACGGCGCAGGAAUUGGUCCAGAUGGGGAUGGUGAAUAAGCUUUUCCCUACGGAGGGCUUCCAUGAGAAGGUGCAUGGGUAUUUGGUGGAGAUGUUGCGGGAGCGGAGUGGGAAGAGUAUGAUGGAGAUGAAGCGGUUGCAGAAUAAGAGUACGCGGGAUGCGAGGAUUCUGGCCGUGUGGGAGGCGUGGCAGGCGUUGGCGGAGAGGUUUGUAGAUGGGGAGCCGAGUCAGAGGAUGAAGGCGAAGAGUGAGGAGCUGGCUGCGAGGAGGAAGGAACGCGCAUCGAAGAUGUAG
Messenger RNA from Saxophila tyrrhenica, 834 nucleotides. RefSeq lists its product as uncharacterized. Gene Ontology annotation, cellular component: peroxisomal matrix. The transcript has 4 exons. The record is from RefSeq and is a predicted model, not a curated record. The coding region runs from base 1 to 834 and encodes 277 amino acids. Lineage: Eukaryota; Fungi; Ascomycota; Dothideomycetes; Mycosphaerellales; Extremaceae. Gene Ontology annotation, biological process: fatty acid beta-oxidation.